Molecule: messenger RNA, 2005 nt
Organism: Otolemur garnettii (small-eared galago)
Lineage: Eukaryota; Metazoa; Chordata; Mammalia; Primates; Galagidae
Gene: ACVRL1
Product: activin A receptor like type 1
Exons: 10
Coding region: 300-1820 (506 amino acids)
Biological process (GO): protein phosphorylation; transforming growth factor beta receptor signaling pathway; heart development
Cellular component (GO): BMP receptor complex; plasma membrane
Molecular function (GO): SMAD binding; ATP binding; transforming growth factor beta receptor activity, type I
Source: RefSeq, a predicted model, not a curated record
AGGAAACCGUUUAUUAGGAGGGAGUGGUGGAGCGGGGCCAGGCAGGAAGAAGCUGGAAUAAGAAACAUUUUUGCUCCGGCCCCCUUCCCAGUCCCGAGAGGCCGCCGCGCCGGCAGCGCAGAACAGCCCCUCCCCAGCCCCAGCCCCCUCCGGGGCCGCGCCCGACCCCUCCCCAGCCUCCAGGGCCACUGUCCAGUGCUUGCCCAGCCUCCGCAGCCGGCCGUCGCCAGAGAGGGGAGGCGGCCUCCGCCCCUUGCACAUUCGCGCACGGCUGCCCACAGUGUCGGCCCAGAGGGACCAUGAUAUUGGGCUGCCCCAGGAAGGGUUUUCUGAUGCUACUGAUGGCCUUGGGCCUGACCUGUGGUGACCCCAUGAAGCCCUCUCAGGGCCCGCUGGUGACCUGCACGUGUGAUAACCCGUAUUGCAGGGGGCCUACCUGCCAGGGGGCUUGGUGCACAGUAGUGCUGGUACGGGAGGCAGGCAAACAGCUCCAUGAAGAGCGGGGCUGUGGGAGCCUGAACCAUGAGCCCUGCAAGGGACACCCCACUGAGUUCGUCCACCACCACUGCUGCUACAGCCACCUCUGCAACCACAACGUAUCCCUGCAACUGAAGGCCACCCAAACUCCUUCGGAGCAGCCAAGAGAAGAUGACCAGCUGCCUCUGCUUCUGAUCCUGAGCCCCAUGCUGGCCUUGCUGGCCCUGGUGGCCCUGGGUGCCCUGGGCCUGUGGCAUGUCCGGCGAAAGCAGGAGAAGCAGCAGGGCCUGCACAGCAAGCUGGGAGAGUCCAGCCUCAUCCUCAAGUCAUCUGAGAAGGGGGACAGCAUGUUUGAGGACAUCCUGGACAGUGACUGCACCACAGGCAGUGGCUCAGGGCUCCCCUUCCUGGUGCAGAGGACAGUGGCACGGCAGGUCACCCUGGUGGAAUGUGUGGGAAAGGGCCGCUAUGGUGAGGUGUGGCGUGGCUUGUGGCAUGGUGAGAGUGUGGCCAUCAAGAUCUUCUCCUCGAGGGAUGAACAGUCCUGGUUCCGGGAGACUGAGAUCUAUAACACCGUGCUGCUCAGACAUGACAACAUUCUAGGCUUCAUCGCAUCAGAUAUGACCUCCCGCAACUCUAGCACGCAGCUGUGGCUCAUCACGCACUACCACGAACACGGCUCGCUCUACGACUUUCUGCAGAGGCAGACGCUAGAGCCCCAGCUGGCCUUGAGGCUUGCUGUGUCGGCGGCCUGUGGCCUGGCACACCUGCACGUGGAGAUCUUUGGCACACAGGGCAAACCAGCCAUCGCUCACCGCGACCUCAAGAGCCGCAAUGUGCUGGUCAAGAGCAACCUGCAGUGCUGCAUCGCAGACCUGGGUCUGGCUGUGAUGCACUCCCAGGGUAGUGAUUACCUGGACAUUGGCAACAACCCAAGAGUGGGCACCAAGCGGUACAUGGCACCUGAGGUGUUAGACGAACAGAUUCGCACUGACUGCUUUGAGUCCUACAAGUGGACCGACAUCUGGGCCUUUGGCCUGGUGCUGUGGGAGAUCGCCCGCCGGACCAUUGUCAAUGGCAUUGUGGAGGACUACAGACCACCCUUCUAUGACGUGGUGCCCAAUGACCCGAGCUUUGAGGACAUGCGGAAGGUGGUGUGUGUUGAUCAGCAGACCCCCACCAUUCCUAACCGGCUGGCUGCAGACCCGGUCCUCUCAGGCCUGGCUCAGAUGAUGCGGGAGUGCUGGUACCCCAACCCCUCUGCCCGACUCACUGCGCUGAGGAUCAAGAAGACACUACAGAAAAUCAGCAACAGUCCAGAGAAGCCCAAAGUGAUCCACUAACCCAGAGGCAUCUGACUCCCCUCUGCCUGCAGUGGGGGUGGGGUGCAAUGGGUGGUGGCCUGAGUAGAGGGGGUGUGUGUGUGUGUGUGUGUGCUGGGGAGGGGGUGGCCCUCUAUGGGGCAGCUGUGUCUGCCUAGCUCAGCCCCAGACCAUCCAGCCAAAAAUACAGCUGGGAUGAAAUCUGA